AUGGCAACUCAAUCGGAUGUAUUAGCAACAAUUCAAGCCAAUUUACAACAAGCCAUCGAACGAAAAAAGCCACGAGAACAAACAGUGAAAUUUGAACUCGAUGGUCAAGUAAGAGCAUGUUGUUUAUCAAAACCAUUUAAUUAUUCUGAUGUACUUAAAGCGAUUGAAAAUUUAUUUGGUAAUAAUACAUUAAUAUCAAUUGAUAGAAUUCUAUGUUUAUUUUCACGUGAUGAUGCUUUUCGUUUACCAGUAACAAAUGAUGAUGAUCUAAAUAAAGUUAUAGCAAUAGCUGAAACAAAUCAAGCAAAUAAACUUAGUUUCUUAUUAAUACGAAAAAAAGGCUUUAAUCCUAGUCUAAUGAAAUCAAAAGGGAAUCCAUAUAAUUCAGGUUCAACAUCAGAUGAUGGACAACCAGCUGAUCUUAAUGAUAAUAGUCUAGAUUCACCACCACCAGGUACUAUAGCAACACAAAAAAGACGUACAACAAAGAAUACAACAAGGAAUUCAGCAACACCAAAAGAUGGCGGAAUUUUUAUACCAGAAUCCAGUGAUGAUGUAUAUUCAAGUGGUAGUUCAUCAGUAGUUAGUCGAGAAUCAAGUAGUAGUGAAAAUAGUACACGACGACGUCUACCAGGUGGUCCUGGUCAAAUAGCUCAUUUAGCUCCAACCUAUGCUGCUGUUAAUGCUCUUUGUUUAUUAAGAAGCGAAAAAGCUUAUAAUAUUAUUGAUCGUAAAAAGUUAUCGGCAUGGUUACAAACAAUAUGUGAUCCAUUGAAUGGAAGUUUUAGUCUUCAUAUUGAUGGUGAAUCAGAUAUUCGCGCAACAUAUUGUGCUGCAACUGUAGCUACUUUAUGUCAAUUAGAAGAUCGAGCUGAACUUUUUGAAGAUACUGCUGAAUGGGUAGCAAGUUGUCAAACAUAUGAAGGUGGUUUUGGUGCAUGUCCAGGUGCUGAAGCACAUGGUGGAUAUUCAUUUUGUGGUUAUGCAACACUUUUAUUACUUGAUAGAGAAUCAAUAUGUGAUCGUGAAAGUUUACUUAGAUGGACUGUUAAUCGACAAAUGACAUUUGAAGGUGGUUUUCAAGGUCGUACUAAUAAACUUGUAGAUGGCUGUUAUUCAUUUUGGGUUGGUGCACUUUUACCACUUAUUCAAGCUGUUCAACGAAAAAAACCUAUACGAGAAAGUCAAGAUGUUAACAAAAAUCAUGAACCACUUUUUGAUACAAUUGCUGCUCAGGAGUAUGUUCUUCUUUGUUGUCAAGUAGAUCAAACAGGUGGCUUUACUGAUCGACCUAAAGUUAAUUCACGUGGUAGUGAUUUUUAUCAUACAUGUUACUGUUUAAGUGGCCUUAGUUUAUUUCAAGAUGACGGACAAGAUCAAACAUCAAUUGUAUGUGGCGAUUCUGAAAAUAAAUUACGUAAUACGCAUCCUUUGUUCAAUAUUGGACCCGAAUGUGCCCGAGAAGCUAUGGAUUACUUUUCACAACAGUAA
Messenger RNA from Rotaria sp. Silwood2, 1491 nucleotides. Lineage: Eukaryota; Metazoa; Rotifera; Eurotatoria; Philodinida; Philodinidae. The record is from the annotation of a GenBank genome assembly.